Molecule: messenger RNA, 855 nt
Organism: Microdochium trichocladiopsis
Lineage: Eukaryota; Fungi; Ascomycota; Sordariomycetes; Xylariales; Microdochiaceae
Product: ubiquitin-40S ribosomal protein S31 fusion protein
Exons: 3
Coding region: 176-637 (153 amino acids)
Biological process (GO): modification-dependent protein catabolic process; protein ubiquitination; translation
Cellular component (GO): ribosome; nucleus; cytoplasm
Molecular function (GO): protein tag activity; structural constituent of ribosome; ubiquitin protein ligase binding
Source: RefSeq, a predicted model, not a curated record
GCGUGUGUGGCCGCGCAGGACGGACCUGGUGCUGGGACGCCGCAGUGUGGGACUUUGCAUUUCGACCUUCUUCUAGGCUGAGGCGUAGCUUUUUUUCCCAGUUCCUCUCCUUCCCCCUCCAUCACCAAACACUUCGGUUGCUUAGGACGGCAAUAGGCAUAUUGUCUAGGCAAUCAUGCAGAUCUUCGUGAAGACCCUCACGGGCAAGACUAUCACCCUUGAGGUGGAGUCGUCCGACACCAUCGACAACGUCAAGUCCAAGAUUCAGGACAAGGAGGGCAUCCCUCCGGACCAGCAGCGCCUCAUCUUCGCCGGCAAGCAGCUCGAGGAUGGCCGCACCCUCUCCGACUACAACAUCCAGAAGGAGAGCACCCUCCACCUCGUGCUGAGGCUGCGUGGUGGCGGCAAGAAGCGCAAGAAGAAGGUCUACACCACCCCCAAGAAGAUCAAGCACAAGCGCAAGAAGACCAAGUUGGCCGUCCUCAAGUACUACAAGGUCGACGGCGAUGGCAAGAUCGAGCGCCUCCGCCGCGAGUGCCCCAACGACACUUGCGGUGCCGGUGUCUUCAUGGCUGCCAUGCAGGACCGCCAGUACUGCGGCCGCUGCCACCUCACCUACGUCUUCGACAAGCAGUAAAUGCGCUCUUGUCUCGAGACAUCUGUGAGAUUGGUCCGGACGAUAACGGGUAGUGAGAACACGGGCACGGAUACUGCAUGGGAAAAGGACAAUGACUGGCGAUCGAGGACGUGUUGUCCAAAAGAUAGUUUUGCCGUGUAGUAGAACGAGAGCAUCUCCCCCUUCGCGGGAGACAGCUUUGCAAUGAAAAAGACCGAUCCGUGAUCGGAUUACCCGCA